Molecule: messenger RNA, 2522 nt
Organism: Malania oleifera
Lineage: Eukaryota; Viridiplantae; Streptophyta; Magnoliopsida; Santalales; Ximeniaceae
Product: rRNA (cytosine-C(5))-methyltransferase NOP2C
Exons: 11
Coding region: 206-1387 (393 amino acids)
Biological process (GO): RNA methylation
Molecular function (GO): methyltransferase activity
Source: RefSeq, a predicted model, not a curated record
GUCGGCCGUGUGGCCCUCUGGGCGCUCGCAUCUCAGUCUCGCAGUUCCUCCGUCCGCACCGUCUACUUACCCUCGAGUCUCAAGUUCUCAACAGUCAAAAUUUUUCAAGGCUCUCAUCUCUUGGAUCUCCGUUCUCGCAAGUUGCAAGUCUCGCAGGCUGUUCUUUGGAGGGUUGAUCGGCUAAUAUUAGUGUUCUUAUUAUUUGAUGGAAGAAACCAUGAAGCUCCCUUUGCCCAAUGAAUUUGUUGAUUUUAUCAAGGAGAAUGGGUUGGAUCCUUCAAUAUAUAGUAAGGCUGAUUCAACCCCUCGUUAUAUAAGGUUGAAACCCAGUAGCAAAGCUGAUCUCCAGGAGCUUGAAGUUGAGUUCAGAUGUAAGCUUGAGAAACUGAGCUGGUUACCUGAUUUUUAUUCUCUUCCACCUCAGAUCCAGAUUGCUAAGUCAAAUGCAUACCAGGAAGGACUGAUAUAUGGAAUUGAUGCUGCUUCUGGAGCUGCUGUUUCAGCUUUGGGCAUCUCUGCAGGAGAUCAUGUCCUUGAUCUCUGCGCUGCUCCUGGAGCUAAACUUUGUAUGAUGCUGGACCUUCUUGGUAAUUCGGGUUCAGUGACUGGUGUUGAUGUUGCAAGGCACCGUUUAGCAGCUUGUAGAACAAUGAUUCAGAAAUAUGCACUGGGUGACCGGUGUCGGCUCUUUGUUGCUGAUGGAACAACAUUUUCCCUCAUUCCUGUGGGGGUUCAUUCAGAUUCUAAAUCAUGCGAGUAUGCAUUGGCAGAAAAGGUGGAUGUAUUCAAGGAGUGGACCUCUAGGAGAUCAUGGAAAGAAAGAAAAAAUGCGUCUAAAUCACGUAAAAGUAUGGCCUCACAGUUAUCUCAGGGGAUUAAAGUUCCGGAACUUAUCUUUUAUGGGCUCCAUUCCGGGGUGGUUGGAAUCAGUAAAAGUGAGUUAUAUCAAUGUAGGAGUGACAGGGAUUUCUUGUGCUCUGGCUAUGACAAGGUCCUUGUGGAUGCAGAAUGCACUCAUGAUGGGUCAAUUAGACAUAUUCAAAAGUUUGAGCACUGGGGCUGGAAAACGCUUGACCGUCGUGUAUUGAAUGCACAGAGAACUGAUUGUGUGACUGUUCUUCAGUUACGACUACUGACUAAUGGAUUUAGAUUACUAAAAGUUGGAGGGUCACUUGUCUACAGCACAUGCAGUUUAACAGUUGCUCAGAACGAAGAUGUGGUAGAGCGGUUUCUUAUGGAAAAUGCUUCUGCUGAUUUGCAGGAGAUAGAUGCUGCCGAAAAUUGGCCUUGCAGGAGUGGACUAAUACCAAAGACCCUGCGCUUUGAUCCUUUGACAUCUCAAACUAGUGGACUUUUUGUUGCCAAGUUUACAAAAUUGGCCAUCUAGUCAAGCCAAAAUAAUAAAAGUCAAGGUGCAGCUUCGGUCACUUAGAUCUUUUUUACACUGGCUUAAAAAGUCAUUAGCCCUGUGCCUUUGCUAAAAAAAAUAUUGCUGCCCCCCCGCACUGGGUUCUCAGCACCAUUAAAUAUAUAAAUAAAUAGGGAAGGAAAGGAACUUUGUUGUGUAUUCUUUUAGUAAAGUUAUUUGUCCUUGUGCAGGAAAAGUUUGUUUUAUUUUCCGUGUUGUUACAAAGGCAUGGGAUUUGAGUUUUGACUUUUUAAUCCAAGAAUCAUAUGCUUUUCUGACACUCAAAUCUGAUGAAUCGCGGUAGGUUAUUAGUUGAGGUGAUGCUCCCUAUUUUUUUGGGGUUUUUCUGAGUGUAACUAAUUUGCAAGGCGGCUCCGAGUCAUUCCUGAAGACCAUAGAGAAGACAAAAUGCAGGCUGGAAAGAUUCUGGGGGUGAUGGAACCCAAUGCUAAAAUUUUUCCUGGCCGACUGAUUUGCACUCCAGUCUGCUGCGAAAAAAAUGCCCUGCAUACCAUAACUCUGGCUUUAUGCUCAUCAUGCUUGUUCUAUGGUUAUAUGGAAGUGCUCCCACACUGUUUGCCACUUAUACCCGAAUGUUUUUGAGUUAUUUUCACUUAUCUUUCAACUCUUAAAACUUGAUCAGAGGCUCUGUUUGCCUGUGCCAAGUAUAGGAUUGGCUUAUUUCAAGAAAGUGGUGGCUCAACUUCCAAGAGCCUUUCUUCAGAUGAACGAUCUGUUACAUACUUUUAAUCACUUAAAAUCAAGUCUCACUCUUCGAUGACAAGAUGGGAAGGGGAAUCAGUCAUGGAAACACAUUGACGGGACUGAGUAAAGCGAUAAACCCUGUCUAUCGUGUAUUCUUCUAAUUUGAUGGUGACAGAGAUCUCCGCACAUGCAUAAGCUGCACAGCCCAGGGGAUGGGAGUGUAAGAUACUCGUUGGAUUGUUCAUGAUGUAAAUUUUGCAAAACAAGCAUUUACUUUUUGUCAGUUGGCAUGUUACAAAAAUGUUCUGAAAACUAGUAUUGUUCAUGAAAUUUCAAUACUAGCAUUUACUUUUGUCAGUUGGCAUAUGACAAAAAAAAGGUUUAUAAAGAAGUACAACUUAGUGGUGCA